GUUUUUGUUUUUUCUGUAAGUACGCUAGGGUUCCUUUUAGUGUUCUGUAUGUUUAGCUGUGUGUUUAGGCAGCCUUAGCUCACCUCCGUCGGUGUGUUUCUGAAUGAUUGGCCGCUGAGCAUCGACACCUCCAUGGCUUUGAUAGCGACCGAGCAGGGCUGCAAACUGACCGGCACCUACAGCAGAGUUGGGCCGAGGAGAGACGUGUUUCACGGCCCCGCGGACGGCUUCAAAGCUGCCAAAAUGCAGCCCAAAGAGACGGAGUAUUCAACAGAUGGCCUGCCCAAAGCCUUCCUGCACAGUCUGAGGACCCUCUUUGACAUUUUGGAUGACGGCGGACGCGGCUACGUUCACAUCUCGGAGAUCGAGAGCCGCUGGCAGGGCGCAGACACCCGGGAGCUGCCGGGCGGAGUGCUGGGCUGCCUCCGCAGGGUCACCCCGCCGCAUGGCUGCCUCACCUUCGAGCGGUUCGUGGCGGGGCUCCGGUACUCCAUGCUCAACCCGGAGAACAGCUCCCACUUCAAGGCCCAGGCCGCCGUACACCCGCAGCAGGCUCCGAAGAAACCCGCCCCGCUGUCCACAUGCAGCGUCGGGACCCGGGUCGAGAACAAGGUCCGUCCGCUGGGGCCGAGCAACGUGACGAACACCCAGCAGCACCGGGCGUCCUCCCUGCAGAGCCGGGCCCGACCGGAGGAGGGGUCCGCGUACACCGCGUGUGGGCCGGUGCGGUACGGCGCGGGCUUCGAGAGGUCCGGGCGGAGUUUGGAACGGAUCCCCGUCGCUCCAGAGAGUGGAGGAGGGUGUUACCGUGCCGAACCGGGACAUCCUACCAAACCAUCACAGCCCCAGCAGAGCAAGGGCAGGUCCAUCGAGUCACUCGCACUGGAGUCACCUCAGCUCCAAGGACCGAGUGUUGCGAAAUCAGGUUUACCGAGGUCUCAGAGCGAAUCAGCCACGGGAUUCACUGGAGGCUCCAGGCGACACGGGCGGAGUCGGGAAGAGCAGAGGAGGCAUACCAUCUCCAAUGGAGUGGAUUAUGGAAUGCUGAAGCAAAUGAAAGAGCUGGAGCAAGAGAAGGAUUCUCUGCUGGCGGGCCUGGAGGUGGUGGAGCGGGCCCGAGACUGGUACCAGGGCCAAAUCCACAAUGUGACGGAGAGACAGCGGCAGGUCGGCCAGAGCUCCCACUGCACGGAUUUCUUCACAGAAGCCAAUCAGAGUCGCAUGAAUGUUCUCAUUCCCAAAUUACAAGAGGUCAACCGCUGCCUUAAUGACCUUAUUUCCUGCACUGGAAUGCAGUCAUUUCCUUCCAGCGGUUCUCAAACAGCAGCACUCUCAGCGAGCGGCCAGCCUCCGGCCCCAGCUCCUCCACAAGCCAUCCAGAGACUGAAGGACCAGAACCGACUCCUCACUCAGGAGGUGACAGAGAAGAGCGAGCGCAUCGCCCAGCUGGAGCAGGAGAAGUCGGCCUUGAUAAAGCAGCUUUUUGAGGCUCGAGCCCGUAGCGCACAAGACACCAGCACCAUGGAUUCCACUUUUAUCUGAAAACACUUACGCUCCACCCAACACCAUCAUCCACACCAAACGUCAGCUGGGAAUCACCGCGAUGUCACGUCAACAUAUCUGUUGCUGGUCUGGACGAAGCUGACUCUUGUUUACCCGACUGACCGUCUGCGGCAGUGACGCACCUUUAGCCAUAACACGCCGACACCCUCGACUACAUCAUGUGACCACUCCCACCCCAAACCAUGCACUUCCUCCUGAGGAUUACCUAACCUGAGUGACUUGACCCCGAGAGUCUAAAUUUACUCGCUGCCUUCCUGCAUUAAAAAAAAACACUCCUACUAAGCUGAAAAAACUGAAACACUCAAGACAUCAGACGGGUCUCAUCAUCACAUCACUCCAUUUCUUGCGUGAUUACAGCAUCUGCAAGAUCUCCACUCCCACUCCCAAAAGACUGUUAUUUGUACUUCUGCUGCUCCACUGCACAAGCAGCAGAAAAAACACCAACGUUUACUUUCACCGGGAGUCCGCUGGAGCUCGAUUACAGUGGUCCACAAAGCUAUUGGACAGUGGGGAGGUUGUUUGUGUUGGAAUAAAAUGCCAUAUUCUUGCAAAUGAAAACAAAUUCUCAGCUGCAUCUGCUUGCUGUGACCUAUCAACUACAUUUUUUUUUUUUUUUUAAAAGCUUGGUACUUUGAUUUACCCAUUAUAAGAGACACUUUGUAAUUCAGUAUUUCCUUUUCAUGUAAAUUAAUAAUCAAUAUCAUGUUUACCUUCUUUGCUUUUCAUAGUGUUUCAUUCCAAACACUGAGAGAGAGGAAUUACUGAAAGAGCAGCUUGUGUUCUAUAGUAGCAUGUUUAAUGUUAAGACAUUACAUGAGUUUUUAAAUGUUUUUUUUUUUAACAUUGAAAAAAUGUUGGAGGACUGUAAAAGCCAACGAGAUAUAAAGGCAGAGACGCAUUAGAGAAAAACUGGAAGUUUGCACGUAGAAGAAAGCUGUGGAGGAUGAACGUGGUAGGUGGUGACUGUGCUGGAGUUGGGAGACGAUUCUCAACAACAACAACAACAACAAAAUAUAAAAGGUAUCACUUUGGCUAGCUAGUGCUGCACAUCCUCUGCAUGUCUUUACAGUGGAUUCUCGGCAUGGGUCGUAUUUCCAGCUCGAAAUAUUUAUCGUCUGAAGAGAUUUCAGUUUGAAACCUGGAGAUUAAACGUUAGCACGGAUGUGAAAACCCAAUUUGUCCUUGUACGUGUUUCCUUUGACCAGCCUGAGAGCAGAUGAUUUUAGACUGUAAAAACGUUUAGCCAUCCACAAGUUUACAAAGAGAAGUAUUUAGUCGGUGGGUGGUGGUAGAGAAAAAACCAUUGUAGUUUUAUAAUGCAUCUAUAUGGUACUGCUGGGAUGUUUUGCUGCACAUAACACAGUCACAUGCUGUUGAUGUCUGAUGUUUCCCAUGCACUUGUUUGAUUGUAUGUUUCCUGCUGCUCAAACUAAAUUACGUGUGAAACUCUUUUCCUUCUGCUUUCUAUUGAAAGGACUCAAACUUCAAGGAAACGUCAGAAAUAAAAAUGACCAAAUUAUU
Messenger RNA from Stegastes partitus (bicolor damselfish), 3084 nucleotides. It is a transcript of the gene sapcd2, whose product is annotated as suppressor APC domain containing 2. NCBI's taxonomy places the organism in Eukaryota, Metazoa, Chordata, Actinopteri, Pomacentridae. The transcript has 6 exons. Bases 133 to 1542 code for a protein of 469 amino acids. The record is from RefSeq and is a predicted model, not a curated record.